Messenger RNA from Solanum tuberosum (potato), 585 nucleotides. Its product is annotated as miraculin-like. The coding region runs from base 1 to 585 and encodes 194 amino acids. Gene Ontology annotation, molecular function: endopeptidase inhibitor activity. The record is from RefSeq and is a predicted model, not a curated record. NCBI's taxonomy places the organism in Eukaryota, Viridiplantae, Streptophyta, Magnoliopsida, Solanales, Solanaceae. The transcript has a single exon.
AUGAAGAAAUUAUUCAUAUUACAAUUUAUCUCUAUUUUUGCCAUCUUCACAAAUUCUUGGCUUUGUGAAGCAUCUUCAGCACCUAAUCCAGUUCUUGACAUAACCGGCAAAAUUCUCCGAACAGAGAAAACAUAUUUUAUAGUUCCAAUUAACGGCGAAAAAUACGGUGGCGUUGCCGUGGAAACCAUAGGCAAUAAUAAUACAUGUCAACUUAGUGUCAUACAAAAACGUUACAUUGAACCACACGGCCAUGGCCUGGAAUUAAUACCAGUCGAUAAAAAGAAAGGUGUAAUUCGCGUGUCCACUGAUUUAAACGUUGCAAUUUACAGUACCUAUGAUUGUCUUCAUUCGACAAGGUGGCAACUAGAGAAAUAUGAUGGAGGGAGGUAUUUUAUUAAUGUUGGUCCUAAGGAUAGAAGGAAUUGGUUCAGAAUUGAGAAGUAUGGGCAGGGUUAUAAAUUUGUUUACUGUAAAGUUAUUUGUAAAGAUGUUGGAGUUGUUAUGGUCAAUGGUCAGAGGCGUUUAGGGCUUAAUGGUGCCCCUCUUGUGUUCAACUUUAAGAAGGAAAUUCUUGAAGGUCGUUGA